CGGUUGUUUAUCGCUCCCACCAGAACUCCCACUUCCCUAGCUAUUUGUCCAACUGCCCAUCCUUUGGAGAAUUCUUUUGUGGCAAGAAUCGCCAAUCAGUUGAAAGUUGCCGUUGUCAGUCGUGAUCUGUCAUAGUCUUUGCUCCACUGCAACACACCCACACUCCAAUAAAGCUGGUCCCAAGAACGCAAAAGGAAGGAAGGGUGAGAGGGGAGAGAGUAAGGAGGAAUUUUCUUGCCUCCUUUGCUGUAAUUUUUCUAUUCCAAACAGGCUCAGGUGGCAGGCAUGUUUGUCCCCUCCACCCCCUCGGCCCCGGCCCUUGCUCCUCCCCCCUCCUUUUGUUUUCCUGCUUUGCUUGCGGCCAGAGCACAGGCAUCUUCUUUUGGUCAUUUGCUUGCUACACUGACAGGUUCUCAGAGCAGAGGCAUCCGGCACCCCUGGUAGGCUUCCACUGCCACUGAGAAUUUGGUUCUGGGAAGAGAGAAAGGCUGCACGAUUCUUCCUCACCUUGGCCUCACUCUUGCUUCCAUGCUUGACAUUGAACACGGAGCAAGCUCCUGAACUUGUUGCCGAGGAGGCCACACUCUUGCGCUGCCUUGGCAAUGGGGGAGGUUGUUGCUGCUUCCUCCCUGGCCCUGGUGCUGCUCUUCUUCUGCUCUUGCGGGCCUGCAAGCGGCCUUCUCUCCCCCAAGGGUGUAAACUAUGAAGUUCAAGCUCUCAUGAUGAUCAAGAACUACCUCAAGGAUCCUCAUGGUGUACUGAAGAACUGGGACCAAGACUCUGUGGAUCCUUGCAGCUGGACAAUGGUCACUUGCUCUCCAGAGAACCUUGUCACCGGCUUAGAAGCACCAAGCCAGAACCUUUCUGGAAUUCUCUCCCCAAGUAUAGGGAAUCUGACCAACCUUGAGACAGUUCUUCUGCAGAACAACAACAUAAACGGGUUAAUCCCAGCAGAGAUUGGAAAGCUAAGAAAGCUCAAAACGCUUGAUCUGUCCAGCAACCACUUCUCUGGAGAAAUCCCAAGCUCUGUGGGCCACCUUGAAAGCCUUCAGUAUUUGAGGCUUAACAACAACACAUUGUCUGGUGCCUUCCCUUCAUCAUCAACUAAUUUGUCACACCUUAUUUUCCUGGAUCUGUCAUACAAUAAUUUGAGUGGUCCAAUCCCAGGGUCCCUGACAAGGACUUUCAACAUUGUAGGGAAUCCACUGAUCUGUGCAGCAACCAUGGAACAAGAUUGUUAUGGGUCUUUACCUAUGCCAAUGUCUUACGGACUGAAUAACACACAGGGAACUGUGAUUCCUGCAAAAGCUAAGAGCCAUAAAGUUGCAAUUGCAUUUGGUGCUACAACUGCCUGCAUCAGCCUUCUGUUCCUUGCCGUUGGUUCACUAUUCUGGUGGAGGUGUAGGCGAAACCGGAAGACUCUUUUCAACGUUGAUGAUCAUCAGCACAUAGAGAACGGCAACCUCGGAAAUAUGAAGCGGUUUCAAUUCAGAGAGCUCCAGGCUGCAACAGAAAACUUCAGCAGCAAGAACAUAUUAGGAAAAGGCGGGUUUGGUAUUGUUUACCGGGGGCAGCUUCCAGAUGGAAGUCUUGUAGCCGUCAAGAGGCUCAAAGAUGGUAAUGCUGCAGGCGGGGAAGCACAGUUUCAGACUGAAGUCGAGAUGAUCAGCUUAGCAGUGCACAGGAACCUCCUCAGACUCUAUGGGUUCUGCAUGACUGCCAGUGAGAGGCUACUGGUCUAUCCGUACAUGUCGAAUGGGAGUGUCGCGUUGCGCCUGAAAGGGAAGCCACCACUGGACUGGAUCACCAGAAAGAGGAUAGCACUUGGGGCAGCACGAGGUCUACUUUAUCUGCACGAGCAGUGUGAUCCCAAGAUCAUCCACAGAGACGUUAAGGCAGCAAACAUACUGCUAGAUGACUGUUGUGAAGCAAUUGUCGGGGACUUUGGGCUUGCAAAGCUCCUAGACCACCGUGAAUCGCAUGUCACCACAGCUGUGCGCGGAACUGUUGGCCACAUCGCUCCCGAGUACCUCUCGACUGGCCAGUCAUCUGAGAAAACAGAUGUCUUUGGUUUUGGAAUUCUGCUGCUGGAGCUGAUCACUGGUCAGACUGCACUGGAGUUUGGGAAGUCAUCAAAUCAGAAGGGAGCCAUGUUAGACUGGGUGAAGAAGAUGCACCAAGAGAAGCAGCUGGACAUACUUGUCGACAAGGGCCUGGGGAGCAAAUAUGACCGCAUUGAGCUGGAGGAGAUGGUGCAAGUAGCACUGCUAUGUACUCAGUUCCUCCCUGGUCACAGGCCCAAGAUGUCAGAGGUGGUCCGGAUGCUGGAAGGCGAUGGACUUGCAGAGCGGUGGGAGGCGUUACAACACACUGAGUCACACAAAUUCAAGGUGCCUGAGUUCUCCUUCAGCCGCUGCCACUCUGACCUGACGGACGACUCGUCACUGUUGGUGCAAGCAGUGGAGCUUUCUGGGCCAAGAUGACACCAACGGAGACGGUCUGUGGCAAGAAGUAUCCAGCAGUUGUUUCCCAGUAGAAAAUGUAAAUAAUACAAAGUGAAGCAACUGGUGCUGCAUCCUGUCAGAAGUCGAAGCAAAUCUCAAUCAGCUGAACUGUACAAAGAUUAAAAAAAGAGCACAACCUAGUCUAAGCAUGGUACAUUACUACAUCUACAGAUUAUGUAACUGUUGGUAGAAUAAGGAUAGAGCAAUGUUUCCAUUUUGUUUGUUAUUUUCCCCUUUGUAUUCUAUUACUGUAGUUAUAGUUUGUAAAAUGCAAAAACGGUGGCAAUAGCGCUCGAUGUUGGUGCUGAAGAACUCAAAUAGCUUAGUAAAGACCAAGUGUAGACAGGUGCCAACGAAGAAUUUGAUUGUGUGCAUGAACUUCCUA
Zea mays is the source of this 2889-nucleotide messenger RNA. RefSeq names its product putative leucine-rich repeat receptor-like protein kinase family protein. Gene Ontology annotation, molecular function: protein kinase activity; ATP binding. Lineage: Eukaryota; Viridiplantae; Streptophyta; Magnoliopsida; Poales; Poaceae. The transcript is spliced from 12 exons. Gene Ontology annotation, biological process: protein phosphorylation. The record is from RefSeq and is a predicted model, not a curated record. The coding region runs from base 603 to 2483 and encodes 626 amino acids.